This is a messenger RNA of Sphaeroforma arctica JP610, 409 nucleotides long. RefSeq lists its product as hypothetical. The record is from RefSeq and is a predicted model, not a curated record. The annotation marks the transcript as partial. The transcript has a single exon. NCBI's taxonomy places the organism in Eukaryota, Ichthyosporea, Ichthyophonida.
AGUGGAGCUUGUCAUUGCGAAACUCCUAGGGAUUGGCGUGGGCAGUGACUAUGGCACUGUGCAGGUGGUGCCCAUUGAGAUCAGUCGCCCUGUUGCAAUGUCCUCCGUAGCCGACGACGGCAGCAACAACAACAAGGCUAAGUUCAUGGUAUGUUUAGUGGAGAAUAGACACAAUAACAAUAACAACAAGGCUAAGUUCAUGGUAUGUUUAGUGGAGAACAGAUACAAUAACAAUAACAACAAGGCUAAGUUCAUGGUAUGUUUAGCGGAGAAUAGACACAAUAACAAUAACAGCAAGGCUAAGUUCAUGGUAUGUUUACUGGAGAAUAGACACAAUAACAAUAACAACAAGGCUAAGUUCUUGGUAUGUUUAGUGGAGAAUCGAUACAAUAACAAUAACAACAAGGCU